CCAGUUCCGAUUGCGCUCGCACGCGCACCCGCUGGAAGUUCUUCCAGCACUGCCGUAGCAGGGCCUUCCGCAUGGCAAGUGCUGCACGUGCCCGGUGACCUGCAGAUCAUGGCCCUCGUGGUGCACGCAGGCCUGGUGACCGACUGCGGAGAUGGCGAGCCCGUCCUGCAGACGAGCAGCGUGGACCUGAGAGAGGAGAUCCAGGGCGCCUUCGAGAAGAUCCUGCUCCCCCAAAUCCAGAAGGAGCUGUCGUCGCUCAAGGAUGAUUUCCAGGACAUGCGGCGGGACUUGCACCUGCUCUCGUCCAGCGGCCCCGCGAGAGUUGGCUCGGCGGUGAGCGGCAAGAGCAAACGGAUCGCUUCCCCAAGCGCGCCGGACGCCACGCUGAGACGGAGCGCUGCCCCCCACGCAGCGGACUCCACACUCAGCAUCGGGAGAGACAACGUCGGUCACGGCAGCAGCGGCGCCAACGGCACACGGCAGUUGCGGGUGUCGGUGCGGAACUCGUCGUGGCAGCCGGCUCAGCCAGCAUGCGCGAAACCGCGCCGGACGGAAGCCGAAGUAAUUAUUCAGACGAAGCCGCCCCGGCCCUCGCUGCGAGUCCCGGGCCUCGUAGUGGGGUUGUACGCCACUCCAUCACAUGGCGCACCUGGACUCCCCAACUCCAUCUCCGAGGCCGAGGACGAGGACAAGGAGGACAAGGAGGGUGCCGAGGGCGAUGAGGCGGAGGAGAGCCCAGUGCACCCCGCGGCGCCCGCCUGCUCCCCGCGCCAGAUGAUGCCGCUGGACCCGGAGCCACCGAUCUCUCUCGCGGACUACGCCAGCCCAGGGAGUCCCUGCCGCACUCCCCGGGAGGGCUCCAUACUCGUUGCGCCGCGCCAGUCCCUGGCGCCGGUGCCCAGCGGCGAGGAGGAGCCGGGUGUGGCGAGGCCGAGGAACCAGGUGUCGUGGCAUCGGGACCUGGACGCUGACGAUACUCCCGCCAGAGACCAUCAGCGGAGAGAGACCACCGGGACUCAGUGGAGAGGCUCCACCGGAGCGUCCUUGCGGGCAGGGGACUCUCGCAACGGAGCUUCACAGUUGAGAUCCAAGGUGCUGAAGGAGUCUCUCAUGGCCGGCAAGUCUCUUGAGAACAUGCGCGUAUCUCUGGCAGUGGCGAACGCCGACAAGAAUAGAAAGACACCGUUCACUGAGUGGAUGCGGAGCCUGGCUCGGCCGGAGACGUACCGCGGCCUGACGCCCGCAGCGGUUCUGCAGAGCGUCAGGUUCGACAACGUCAUCAGCCUUCGGAUCUUGGGGAACGCCCUCACCAUCGGGCUGGAGGCGGACCACGCGGCCCGGAACGUCACGGUGGCCACGCCGUGGCAGUACCGCAGUUUCGAGGUCUUCUUCUGCGUCGUGUUUACUUCGGAGCUCUUGCUGCGGCUGUGGGUUCACAAGCUCAGCUUCUUCCUGACGAAAAACUACGGCGCGUUGUGGAACUACUUCGAUUUUUUGAUCGUCGUCGCGCAGCUGGUUCAGGAGGUUAUUGAGCUUGCGAGGUCCAGCACCUCCGAGAGCAGCGAUGCUGGAAAGCUGAGGGUGUUGCGCAUACUCCGGGUGUUACGGAUUGUGCGCAUCUUCCGAUUGGUGCGCGUCUUACAUCUCAUCAGCGAGUUGCGCACAAUUGUGAGCUCCAUCAUGGGAUCUUUCCGCUCGCUGUUUUGGACAGUCAUUUUGUUGUUAUUGAUGAUGUACAUUGUCGGCGUAUGGUUUCUCCAGUCGGUGACCGACCACUUCAUAGAGCGUACUUAUCUUGACAGCGAUGGUGAUUAUGUCGCCUACUCUUCUGGUGAGGAGAAGCUCAAACUGCACUUCAGCUCGCUCGCUCAGACGGUCCUGUCAUUGUGGCAGUCGUUGUCUGGAGGUGUCGACUGGAGCGACGUGGCCAACCCGCUGAUCUCGGAGGUUCAGCCCCUUCUCGGCAUUGCAUUCGCCGGUUUCAUCGCCUUCGCACUGCUGGCGCUGAUGAACGUUGUCACAGGUGUGUUCGUCCAGACAGCACUCAAUACCGCCGAGCGCGAAGAGGAGAAUUUCCUGACAGACCAGAUCAUCCAGCUCUUUCACAAGUGCAGGAAUGAAGACCAUUGGGGGUACAUCAACCAGGAGGACCUCGAGCAGCGCCUGGAUGACCCAGAUAUGGCCAACGAGUGGAAGAAUAUCAACGUGAGCGCCGACGAGGCCAAGUACGUGUUCGCGUUGCUCGAUGUUGAUGAAAAUGGUGAGGUGCAGUUCGAGGAGUUCUUGAGCGCAUGUUUGCGCCUGAAGGGCACCGCGAAGUCGCUUGACAUGCUCAUCCAACUGCAGGAGUCCCGUCACGCCAAGAAGGUGCUAGAGGACAUGCUCACGGGGAUCCAGGACAACGUAGCCAGGUUGUCGGACUCGCUCCUGGAAAAGUUGAGCGCAUUGCAAAACGAUGCGUCGAAUGCCCUGAAGCAGCGAGGCACUGAUGAGACUGAACCGUCGACGACAGACCAGGGCGACCCGACACUGAUUGAUUUCGUGACGCCGUCCACCUCUGACGACGAUGUGUGA
Molecule: messenger RNA, 2574 nt
Organism: Prorocentrum cordatum
Lineage: Eukaryota; Dinophyceae; Prorocentrales; Prorocentraceae
Source: the annotation of a GenBank genome assembly